Molecule: messenger RNA, 3388 nt
Organism: Pseudogymnoascus destructans
Lineage: Eukaryota; Fungi; Ascomycota; Leotiomycetes; Thelebolales; Thelebolaceae
Gene: NUP84
Product: nuclear pore complex subunit
Exons: 4
Coding region: 206-3388 (1060 amino acids)
Biological process (GO): protein import into nucleus; mRNA export from nucleus; post-transcriptional tethering of RNA polymerase II gene DNA at nuclear periphery
Cellular component (GO): nuclear pore outer ring; nuclear pore
Molecular function (GO): structural constituent of nuclear pore
Source: RefSeq, a predicted model, not a curated record
GACCACGCUUAGCCGUAAUGGGCGAGCUGAUGAUGGACGCGCCUCAGGUACAACUUCAGAAAAACAAUCCAAGAACAGCGCAUGGAGCUGUAUCGACUAAGAGCUCCGACGUUCUGGGUUUGAUUUGUGCUUGAGCAGUAUCGUCUGUUUCUUCGGACCUACUUGAAACUACUCGUAGUAUUCGUUUUUGUUAUCUCCUCCAGCCAUGGCCCCAAUGACCAGACGGGGACGCCAGACAGCUCCCAACGAGUUCUUGAACCCUCAAGCCAUCGUGCCGCAUGCCAGCCGCGAGGAGAGCUGGCAGCUUGAAGGGGACGAUUCCCGAUCCGAAAGAGAGCUCUCUGAAAACCCUUCUGGUUCCUUCCAAGACUAUGACGGCGAGUUUGAAUACGAUACUAUAAAAUACCAGCCGACACGAGACUUUGACAGCGGAGACAGCCAUGAAGAUAUCCUCCACCCUCUGCGUGAAGCCGCAAACAGGGUUGGCCGGGAGGUCGAGAAAUUCGCGGAAGUUCUGGACGGCUACAACCCCCUGAAGGCUGUCGACGAUGCCGACAGAAAGGAUAUGACAUUUGAUCUCAUCGAUUCAUACCACGGUAUUGCGAUUGAGGCUGUGAAGAGACUCCGUGCGCAGCAUAAGCGUCGACAGAUAGGCCAAACUGGGAGGAAAAAUAUACUUGGGUUCACGGCAGAUCAUGAUGAAGAUGCGAUGGAUGAAGAUGGAUCUGAUGACCAGGAACUAAUUGAAUCGAACCCGAAGAUUACGCCUGAGGACCUCAAGCGGUGGGAGCAGGAAGCUCGUACGUGGGAUCUGUUACGCCGAAUGACCAUAUUGCAAUAUGGCCCGCCGCAGACCCAAGACGCGCCUCCGAUCCACCGCUAUUCUUCGGAGCGUCACAUCUGGACUUCAUUUUUACAGAAUGAUACGCUUGGGUUGGAGCGACACACCGUGCUCGAGUGGCUCAAAAACACAGCUGAUGAGUCUGGUGAGGAUAUCGAUCUGUUAGUCCAAGAGCUUCAGCAGAAUGCCGAGAGAGGCGAUAUCACCGCACAUGGAUGGCUACACACGAAAUCCGCAAUCAAAAAUCAAAAGCGACUCCACGCGUGGCCGUACAUCCUUGAUCCUACCAACCCAGACGUCAGCCGCGUCCUCCGCAAUGCGUCUAAAACAGAGGCUCUCGUCACACAACUGGAUCCGGAUGCGCCCAUACGCCAGAACCUCAACCUGGAAGCACCAGAUCAGUACUUCGAGAGGGCUAUAUGGCGCGGCUGCUACGAGCUCCUCCGUCGUGGAAAGAGCGGCGAGGAUAUCAGAGAAUGGUGUCAAGACCGCCAAGAGAUCUGGCGCGCGGUGAGCAUGUCGGGCUUUCCAGAUGACGAUUCGCAAAACGAUACCGCAGACCAUGGCUCGAGGGCACUGUGGCGCCGCAUGUGCCACGCCUUGGCCAAGCGGGGAGGCUCCGAUAUAUAUGAGACUGCCGUGUAUGGUAUUCUCGCCGGCGACUUCUGGAGUGUUGCGCCAAUCUGCAAGUCCUGGGACGACCAGAUGUUCGUUCAUUACAACUCGCUGAUCCGAAGCCAGUACGAGGCGUUCGUUCUGAAGAACUUCCCAAGCCGUGCGCCCCAGGACCAGGUCCAAUCGAUUGAGGCGUUUGAUGCUAUCAGCUUCCACGGCGACCCAGUGACCGUGGGGCCGAGAACUGUGGAUUUGCUGAAUGCCAAACCUGAACUCAUAAAGGAGGCACAGCAGCCCUUGAAGAUGCUCCAGGGGGUUCUUAUCGCGAAUACAUUCCGCGAUUUCAUACGCGAACAGGGAAUUGCCAUCUCCAAAGCCGCAAAUGCCCAGGAUACGUCGAAAUUGAUCGACGAUCUCCAGACAGAUCCGAAGAAUGAGGACAAGGUUGUGUAUAUCAAGACGGAAGACUUUGACAGUCUCCGAGUCUUGGCACAUAUGGUCCUUGCCUUCAAGAGCCUGGGCAUGACCUUUGGCAACGAGAAGGAUACCUACGCCAUCGAAAGCGUGGUCGUAGCCUACAUCUCCUUCCUCCGCCUUGCCGGCAAAGAAGAGCUCAUCCCUCUCUACGCAGCCCAGCUCUCCGACGCCAGGACCUACUCGACCCUCUCACGCGAGCUCCUCGACGUCACCGACCCCGACCAGCGCAUCACCCAAAUCAAGCUAAUGAAAGAACUUGGCCUAGACGUCCAGCGCUUCGUGCGCCUCCAAGCCGCCUUCCUCCUCGUCGACUACCCCGACCAAACCCCCGGCUACCCCGCCGCGCGCACCUUCUCCAUCCUCGUCCCAGGCCAACACUCCAACCAAGGCCUCAGUCAAAAGCUCCGCCCUAACUUCAUCGGCAACGCCGUCGCCCGCCCCGAAGCCCUCCUCAUCCGCGCCUUCGAAUGGCACCUCCUCGUCGACGGGAUGUGGAGCGAAACCUUCCGGACCGGCACCGCGCUCUUCGUCCGCUUCUUCAAGCACGGCCACGUCGCCGCCGCGCGCGAGCUGGCGGGGUGCAUGCCCUCCCGCGACAUCGCCGCGGCCAAAACCCCCGUCCUCCUCGGCGAAACACUCGAGCUGUCCCAGCUCGCCGAUUGCGGCGAUGGCACGGACCUCGAGAGCCUCCUCCGCAAACACAUGGCUGACGAGGCGCGUGCGUACGUCGAGCUCGAGGGUCUGGUCAAUGCGCUUGACUUCAUCGAGGGCGUCGCGGGUAUCAUCGACUCUCUGCAAUUGUCGCAGGUGUAUGUCUCCACCCCAUCUUCUUUCCCCUACUUCCCCCGCCGCCCCAAGGCCGAGACUCCAGAGCAUCAGCGCCAGCAGUUGCGGCAGCGGCUAGAGCAGCAGAGCCAGAGCCCCCCUUAUGACCUUCACCUCCUGACACACCGCAGUAAACAAGAUGAGCGAUUGAGCAAGAAGCUGCGCCUCGAGUUUCAUAAUAAUUUUGCCAAUAUCCGGCACAGCGUCGCGCCGUUGCUGGAUAAUUGGCUUGUCAAGAGUCGUCAAGCAAACCCUUCCCUCAUCCCCCUCCACGCAACAUACCUCCCCCCCACCCUCCUCGCCUACGCCGCCCUCCUUAACAACGCAGGUCUCUACAUCUCGCGCGACCACUUCCUCGAGAGUAUGGAGCUCGCCAGCGUCAUCGCCACGAACACCGAGCUUACGAAUGUCUUUCUCGGCCCCGACGCUCCCUCAUCGCAGGGAGGAGCCGCUACGGAAGAGGAGAAGGAAGGAUUGGGCCGCAACGCGAUGGCAGAUCUGGUACAGGAUGUUGCGGGCGAUGCAGUGGCGUUGCUGUUUAGUACCGGCCCUGAUAAGAGUCGGAUGCGUGGUGGGAGGAGAGCGAGAGAGGGGGGGUGGAAGGGAGACGUUUGGGGGCUGGGGAAGUAA